Molecule: messenger RNA, 1492 nt
Organism: Danio aesculapii
Lineage: Eukaryota; Metazoa; Chordata; Actinopteri; Cypriniformes; Danionidae
Exons: 2
Coding region: 26-1195 (389 amino acids)
Biological process (GO): DNA integration
Molecular function (GO): nucleic acid binding
Source: RefSeq, a predicted model, not a curated record
ACAUGCACACUGUGGUGAUAAGCAAAUGUCGCGAGCAUUGCAAUCAUGGUGGCAUCCUUUUAUGCCACACCUAAUUUCUGGGUACAUAAGGACAUGUGACAUUUGUCAGAUACACAAUGUCAAACCAACUAUGAAACCAUCUCAGGGAUCGUUCCCAUUGGCAAAUGGCCCUGGGAAUGAAGUUAUAAUUGAUUUCACUGACAUGAUUGAAAGGGUAAAUGGUAAACAAUACUUGCUUGUUAUGAUUGAUGCAUAUACAAGAUGGCCAGAGGCCUUCCUGGUGGGCAUGGAAGACAGCACUGCUGUCAUUAAAUGUCUGAUAAACCAUUACAUCCCACGUCAUGGUUUGCCAAGCCGGGUCAGAUCUGACAACGGCUCACACUUUAAAAAUGAACAUCUGGCUGAUGUGGAAAAGGCAUUGGGUUUAGUACACCAUUUCGGGGCAGUCUAUCACCCACAGUCACAAGGUAAGGUUGAGCGGUUGAAUCUAACAUUGAAAAACAAAUUGGCUAAAAUCUGUGCACAGACUAAAUUGACAUGGUUAACUGCUCUUCCACUGGCUCUGAUGUCAGUAAGGAGCUCUGUGAGUAGGGCAACAGGAUACACGCCCUUUGAACUGUUGACUGGUCGCCAAUUUCCUGGCCCACUGACCCCACUACAAUUGGAACCAGUACAACCGUUAUCACACAAAAUUUACUAUGACAAAUUGACUGCUCUAAUUGAAUCUUUUGACAAAAUGUUACCAACUGAUUUUAGGAGACACGAAUAUCCAGCACCCCUACCUGACCGAACUUGGGACUGGGUGAGAUUGAGAAUCUACAGGCGUAAAUGGAAAGAGCCUCGCUGGUCUGCUCCAAUUAAGUGCUGUCCGGCGGACCCACCGUCCAGAUCAUUGGACGACACCAGAGUGGACCUUGCUUCGCAGGUCCAAGAGAGGGAGGAUACCACAGAAAAUACAGGAGGUGCAGGAGGGAGUGAGGGUACCACAAAAGGAGGUGACACACAAACACAUACACACGAUAACAAUUUUCAUCCAUCACAAAGUAACCUACAAACUUUGCAGGUGGUCCAUAAAACUGGGGAUUUAUUCACAGCCCCUAAAGGAGAAGCCGUAGCCCAUUGUGUCAGUGCAGACUGUGCAUUUGGAGCGGGCAUAGCGAAAAAUUCAGAGAAAGAUAUGGUGUUGACAAGGUAAAGGCCCAGAGGAAAACGAAAGGUGACUGUGCUAUAACUCACGAGGUAGACAGAAUAGUUCUCCACCCGAUCACAAAAACAUUUGCCAGAGACCUACCCAUAUAUGAGGACUUUGAGAGCAGUCUAAUCUGCAUGAGAACGUGGUGUGACAAAUUACACAUCACCAGAUUGUCAAUACCCCGGCUGGGGUGUGGUUUGGACAAGUUGGAAUUCUAUAGAGUUCUCCACAUUAUUGAAAAGACAUUUAAAGGCCAGAAUAUAACCAUUUCAGUUUAUACGUUAGAAUAAGUUUACUGUG